This is a messenger RNA of Paramecium octaurelia, 1991 nucleotides long. NCBI's taxonomy places the organism in Eukaryota, Ciliophora, Oligohymenophorea, Peniculida, Parameciidae. The record is from the annotation of a GenBank genome assembly.
AACGAUUUCCUUAAAUGAAACAUCACAGCUAUGAAUAUGUUGAAAGUUAGAAAGCCUUCAGGUUCAACCCUAUAAGAGAAAAUUCCUUAUAAAGAUUGGAAGAAUUUUUUAGUGCUUAUCAAAAGAUUCAAAAUGUGGUGAGUUUGAAGUACAAUGUAAUUUUAAAUAGAUAGAUUACCAAUUGGUUAUCAUUUCAGAGUAGCAAAAAUUAGUAAUAUUGAAAUGAGAGGAAAUGAGUUGUUUGUUAAAUUUUAUUACGAUGGACUUUAUGGCAAUAAAUUGCAAAUAACUUAUGGUCAAUAAUAAUUUGCUCGUUUUCUGGUCUCAGAAGACAAGUAUAUAGAUAAAAGCAAAAUAGAUGUGCUUGGAAUCAAAUCAGUCUUUCAAUCUUUAAUUGAAACUUUCCAUUGGUCAGCCAACUUUGGGUAUCAUUUAAAUUAAAAUAAGGUUGUUCUUGGAUCCACAAAUUGAAAAUCUACUUUAUAAAGAAACUGAGACCGAUUUUUAUGUAUACAUUCCUAGUUUCACUUACAUAGCUUAAAGUUUAGCUGACCAAAAGGAAAAAGAACCAUCAUUAAAAGUAUUUGAUGAGUUUAGAAACUAGGCAUAUUAAAACUUAGUAAUAUUUUUUUUUAAAGUUCUUUAGACAUUUAUCUUUUUGCUGCGCUUGCUUAAUUGGUUUUUUGAUUUAAUCAAAUAAUAAGAUGAGGAUAUCAAUUUAUAUAAGAAAAUUAGGGAAAAAUUUACUUUCAAUUAAUCCUUGGAAUCAAUCGAUCCGCUGUCACUCACUGAAUCAUGUUAUGGAGUGGAUUUUCUCUAUGCUGAAGAUUUAGUUAAGAAAAAAAUGAUUAGGUAUGGUUUGAAGCAAACCUAAUUCUUGUAUUAGUUAAAUUAAAAUGAAAUUUUAAGAACUAUGAUAUUGAAAUUUCUGGAAAAUGAACUUCUGUUAAUACCAAUCAGAAAUAAGCCACUCUAAGAUGAAUCAACAGAAAUAUCUGAAUUUAAGAUAUAAAUGGAGGAACCGCAACUAAUUUCUACAAGGUACAAGUUAACUCAAAAUACUUUGAAAUUCUUUAAUGAUUUAAAAGCCAUCAAACCAAUUUAAGGAAUUAGCUUAGAUAUCUAUACACCAUUUUUAAGUGCUUUAGCAAAAAAAUUAAACGGAGUUUAAAUUGCAGUUAGGAGAAAUUGGAAAAAAAUCACCACUAAACAUGAAUUAGACGUUCUACACAACUAAAAAGGGUAGGAAUAGAAUUAAUAAUAAAAUUAAAAUUCAUAAAUUAGAACUGCAGCUUCUUUAUAAAUUCAAGAUUAGUAAUCUAAAUCUGUACCUAACUAAUAAGGUCACGAUUAGUAAAUUAGAACUGCACCAAAUUCAUCAAAUUAAGAUUAGAACAACUCUGAAAUAUUUGAAAUAAAGUGGGCUUCUUGGAUUAACCCACAAAAUCUGAUAUACAUGGCGAUAACUUAAUCAGGUGUGUUAACGGAAAAGGAUGUAAAGAAAUUUAUAAUAUAAUACAAAAUUGAAUUGUUAGAAGAAAAGAAUUGCUAUUUGGUUAAAACCAGUAUUCCAGAAGUCGUUUUUAACAUUGAUACUGCUGAUGACAUUGCCUAUUUUGUUAAUUCGAUACAAAAAGAAAGAAUGCCAACAAAUGUGUACGUUGAUGACACGAGAAAAUUGACAUUUUACACAGCAUUAGUUUUAGUAAAAAUAUGUAUUAUCAUAAGGGGAGCUAAGGACCUAUUUUAUGGGAAAUCUUAAAAAUCAUGGAUAUUCAUUAAAUCUAUUUUUAUCACUGUUUGGAUUUCUAUGCCAAAAAUAUCAGUUCAGGGAAAUAAAUUAAAGAUGCAAAAUACAGUAAUUUCUUAUUAGAGUUGAAAAAUCUCAUUAAAGAUUAUGAAUAUGAUUUAAAACAAAUUUAUCCUAAGCUAAAAAGCAACUCAUAAGACAGAGAAGGAUUUUGAAGUAGGCUUUUAAAUUUAAAUGCAAC